Messenger RNA from Chelonus insularis, 3124 nucleotides. RefSeq names its product pug C-1-tetrahydrofolate synthase, cytoplasmic (gene pug). Bases 148 to 2964 code for a protein of 938 amino acids. Gene Ontology annotation, cellular component: cytosol. Gene Ontology annotation, biological process: tetrahydrofolate interconversion. NCBI's taxonomy places the organism in Eukaryota, Metazoa, Arthropoda, Insecta, Hymenoptera, Braconidae. The transcript is spliced from 10 exons. Gene Ontology annotation, molecular function: methenyltetrahydrofolate cyclohydrolase activity; formate-tetrahydrofolate ligase activity; ATP binding. The record is from RefSeq and is a predicted model, not a curated record.
CGUAAACCGGUCUCGAAACCAAAUGGAAUCAUUCAUUCGAUACAGCUCAUAUGAUAAUAACAUAUCAAACCACUGUUGAAUUUCGUUAAAUUUGUUUAUUUCUACUUUAGUGCUCUUGAUUAAUUAUUAUUUGAAGAAUUCUUCAACAUGGGAAUAGCAACCGAUGCACGUGGCGUUGUGCUUUCCGGCACCAAUUUGGCAAAAAAUAUUCGUGAAUCAUUGAAGAGAGAAGUAGAAAAUCUAAAAACAAUACCGAAUUUCGAGCCUGGAUUAGCAAUUGUCCAAGUUGGUGGACGCGAAGAUUCAAAUGUCUACAUUCGUAUGAAAAUGAUGGCAGCAUCAGAAAUUGGAAUUAAAGCAACUCACAUUAAACUUCCCAACACAACAACGGAAAUGGAAUUGAUUAAUAAACUUGACAAACUAAACAAUGAUCCAAACACUCACGGAAUUAUUGUGCAGAUGCCACUUGACAGUAUACACAAUAUUAACUCUCACUUAAUCACUGAUACUGUAUUGCCAGAAAAAGAUGUUGAUGGGCUCAAUACCAUCAAUGAAGGAAAGGUUGCCAUUGGAGAUAUGUCAGGGUUCCUCCCUUGUACUCCAAAUGGAUGUAUUGAACUCAUUAGAAAAAGUGGUAUUCCGAUAGCUGGAAGGAACGCUGUAGUUAUAGGCAGAAGUAAAAUUGUAGGAACACCCGUUGCUGAAUUAUUAAAAUGGCAUAAUGCAACUGUAACUAUUUGUCAUUCUAGAACAAAGGACUUACAAAAAAUUGUGUCUCAAGCAGACAUACUUGUUGUGGGAAUUGGUCAGCCAGAAAUGGUUAAAGGAUCAUGGCUAAAACCUGGAGUGGUUGUAAUCGAUUGUGGUAUCAAUCCUAUUCCUGAUCCUACAAAGAAAACUGGACAACGUCUUGUUGGUGAUGUAGCCUACGACGAAGCGAUUAAAGUUGCUUCUUAUAUAACUCCAGUUCCUGGUGGUGUUGGUCCAAUGACAGUAGCCAUGUUGAUGAAAAAUACCGUUAGUUCAGCUCAACAAGCAGCUGACAAAAUUCUAGAUCCUAGUUGGUCUCUUCGUCCUCUACCUUUGAAGAUUCAAAAACCAGUUCCAAGUGAUAUUGAGAUUUCCAGAAGUCAAGAGGCAAAACCAAUAACUCUUUUAGCAAACGAAAUUAAUAUUGCACCUAAUGAAAUUAUCCCUUAUGGUUCAAAGAAAGCUAAAAUUAGUCUUAAUGUCUUGAAGCGAUUGCAGUAUCAGAAAGAUGGGAAAUUAGUUGUGGUUGUUGGCAUUACUCCAACGCCAUUUGGUGAAGGAAAAAGUACGACAACUCUCGGGCUAGUUCAGGCAUUGACAGCUCAUUGUAAUAAAAAUUCUAUCGCCACUCUCAGACAACCUAGUAUGGGUCCAACAUUUGGUGUAAAAGGUGGUGCUGCUGGAGGAGGGUACUCGCAAGUAAUUCCAAUGGAAGAAUUCAAUCUCCAUUUAACAGGAGACAUUCAUGCAGUGUCAGCAGCUCAUAAUUUACUUGCAGCUCAAAUCGAUGCUAGAUAUUUCCAUGAGUCUACACAAACUGAUAAAGCACUGUAUGACAGGCUUGUACCUACAAUCAAAGGCGAACGAAAAUUCUCUAAAAUUCAAUUAAAACGAUUACAAAAACUUGGCAUCAAUAAAACAGAUCCAAACUCUUUAACUGAUGAAGAACAAUCUAAGUUUGCCCGACUUGAUAUUGAUCCUGAACGAAUUACUUGGCCAAGAGUGGUGGAUUUAAAUGAUCGAUUUUUAAGAAAAAUAACAAUUGGUCAAAGCCCAUCAGAAAAAGGUAAAACUCGAGAAACUUCAUUCCGUAUAUCUGUUGGUUCUGAAAUAAUGGCUGUUCUCGCAUUGGCUACUGACGUCGAAGACAUGAAACAGAGACUCGCUAACAUGGUUGUUGCAUUUUCUAAAAGUGGAGAGCCAUUAACUGCAGAAGACUUUGGUAUGACAGGAGCUAUGGCUAUUCUUCUAAAAGAUGCUAUUCAACCUAAUUUGAUGCAAAGUAUAGAAGGCACUCCAGUCCUUGUACACGCUGGUCCAUUCGCCAAUAUCGCUCAUGGAUGUUCUUCAAUUAUUGCUGAUAAAGUUGCAAUGAAACUAGUGGGACCUGAUGGGAUCGUUGUAACUGAAGCAGGCUUUGGUUCUGAUAUUGGAAUGGAAAAGUUCUUUAAUAUUAAAUGUCGUACUUCAAAACAUGUACCUAGCGCUAUUGUUUUGGUAACUACUGUACGAGCUUUGAAGAUGCAUGGUGGAGGACCAACAGUGACGCCUGGCGCGCCUUUAAAAAAAGAAUAUCUCGAAGAACACUUGGAUCUUGUUCAAAAAGGCUUACCGAAUCUACUUAAACACAUUGAGAAUGGCAAUCAUUAUGGAAUCCCUGUUAUCGUCGCGAUAAAUGUUCACGCUAGCGAUACUCAGGCAGAAUUGAACCUCGUUAGAGAAGCAGCACUUAGUAAUGGUGCUUCACAUGCUGUUAUUUGCACUCACUGGGCAGAAGGUGGUAAAGGAGCAUUAGAACUUGCAAAUGCUGUAAUUGAAGCUAUUGAAAAACCAAAUAACUUCAGAUUUCUCUACGAUCUUAACAUGAGUAUUGAAGAUAAAAUAAAAACAAUCGCCACUAAAAUGUACGGUGCUGGAGAAAUUCAUUUGUCGGACAUAGUUAAAGAGAAAAUAGCAAGAUACCAUAAAUUAGGGUAUGACAAGUUCGCUCUAUGCAUGGCCAAGACUUCCAACUCAUUAACAGGUGACCCAGCUAUCAAAAAUGCACCUCGAGACUUUCCAUUAGAAAUCAAUGAUAUUUUUGUAUCUACGGGUGCAGAAUUUAUCGUUCCUAUGGUUGGAGAGAUAAUGAUGAUGCCAGGCUUGUCAACAAGACCAGCUAUUUACGAUAUGGAUUGGAACAGUGAAACAGAUGAAAUUGAAGGAUUAUUUUAAGUUGCGAUAUUUUGAAUACUUACGAAUUUUUAGAAUGUAUCUUACUUCUGUUGCUUGAAAAGUAACUCUCAACUGUUAUAAUUGUUACAAAAAUUCUAUCAUAAAUGAUAUAUAUUUUUUCAUAUUGUUUAUAAUGAAAAAUAAAAUUUUAUAUCAAUCA